AUGGGCGACGCGCCAAUCUCAUCCGAGCAUGUUCUGGUUGUUUUCUACCAAGCAAUGCCAGAAGAGCUGGAAGAUGUGAUCCGACAGAAAUUCUCCGAUGCCGAGGUCACUAUUCACCAGUCUCAGGGAGGUGUUCCUGUGCCACCUGAAUUAUAUCAAACUGCCACCGUCCUUGUAACUUUCACGGAUCUUCCAGAUCUCAAGGACUCGAAGAACCUUAAACUAAUUCACACCUUCUCUGCUGGUGUGGAUCAUCUUUUGAAACACCCAAUUUUGCAAGAAAGCAAUAUCCCGAUCACUACAAGCUCGGGUAUCCACGGUCCCCCAAUUGCAGAAUGGACCGUGAUGAACUGGCUAGUCACAUCCCGUAAACAUUCCUUGAGCUACGAGGCCCAGAAAUUACAUGUCUGGGAAGAUAAAGCCCCAUACACGAAAGGCAUACAUGAUCAAGUGGGCAAGAAGGUUGGUAUUCUAGGAUAUGGAAGUAUCGGGCGCCAAAUCGCCCGCGUCUCGAAAGCAUUAGGUAUGACCGUCUACGCAUACACGGCCACCCCGCGCCAAACACCCGAAUCCCGCCGUGACACAGGCUACAUCGUGCCCGGUACCGGAGACCCAGACGGGUCUAUCCCAACAUCUUGGCAUCACGGAACAGACCGGGAAUCCAUCCAUUCUUUCUUGGCUCUCGGGCUGGAUCAUCUCGUGAUCUCACUGCCAUUGACUCCGCAAACAACCCGUCUCCUCGGCGCAGAGGAAUUCGCCAUCCUAUCUGACAACUCCCAUCACCAUGCGAGCAAGCCUUACGUGACGAACAUCUCGCGAGGCAAGGUUAUCGAUCAGAAGGCUUUGGUGGAUGCAUUGAAUUCGGGUAUCUUGGGCGGUGCCGCCCUUGAUGUUACUGACCCUGAACCUCUUCCAAAGGAUGAUCCUCUGUGGGAUGCGGCCAAUGUUCAGAUCAGUCCACAUGUCAGUGGUCUUGGGAUGGAAUAUCUCUCGCGCUCUCUUGAUAUCCUCCAGGUAAACUUGGGGCGUAUCGCUAGGGGCGAGCCGUUGAUCAACUCUUAUGUACGGGGGAAAGGGUAUUAG
Messenger RNA from Penicillium griseofulvum, 1083 nucleotides. RefSeq names its product D-isomer specific 2-hydroxyacid dehydrogenase family protein. The coding region runs from base 1 to 1083 and encodes 360 amino acids. The record is from RefSeq and is a predicted model, not a curated record. Gene Ontology annotation, molecular function: NAD binding. The transcript has 4 exons. Lineage: Eukaryota; Fungi; Ascomycota; Eurotiomycetes; Eurotiales; Aspergillaceae.